Toxotes jaculatrix (banded archerfish) is the source of this 2065-nucleotide messenger RNA. RefSeq lists its product as uncharacterized. The record is from RefSeq and is a predicted model, not a curated record. NCBI's taxonomy places the organism in Eukaryota, Metazoa, Chordata, Actinopteri, Toxotidae. Gene Ontology annotation, biological process: response to bacterium. The transcript has 5 exons. Bases 71 to 1066 code for a protein of 331 amino acids.
CAGAGUCUUGUCUCUGAAAAGUGGAGAACGUACAGAGAUCCUCUCAAUUUACCACGGCGAUUCCAACAAAAUGACACCUCCAGUGUUUGCUUUGUAUGUGACAGGUCUGCUCUUGGUGAGAAUGGCUGAUCUGACAGCUCUUGAGCCAUCAUCAUCAUCAUCUUUACGCUUCGUAUCCGUAAAUGUUGGGGACCAGGUGACCUUGGAAUGUUUCUAUAGUAAUAAUACUGUAGCAGUGAUGUUUUUCUGGUAUAAACAGAUUCUGGGACAGAAUCCGAAGCAGGUGUCUAAAUUCUAUAAGCAUGACAAAGUUGGCACGCUGAAAGAUGAAUUUAGCAAAGAUCCACGCUUUGAACUGGAAGCUAAGUCUGGUAUAAAUCAUUUGAAAAUCUCAGAUUUACGCACUUCUGACUCUGCUACUUACUACUGUGUUAGUUAUUCAUACACAUUAGAAUUUUUGGAGAGCAUCGUCGUCAUUGUAAAAGGUUCAGGCAUGAACAUCCAAGCUGUGGCUCAUCGGUCAUCAUCUGAGACCGUCCAGCCAGGAGGCUCUGUGACUCUCAGCUGUACAGUCCACACUGGGACCUGUGAUGAUGAACACAGUGUUUACUGGUUCAGAAACUCUGAAGAAUCUCAGCCAGAACUUAUUUACACCCAUGGAGACAGGAAUGAUCAGUGUGAGAGGAAACCUGACACACAAACACACACCUGUGUCUACAACUUGCCACUGGGGAACCUGAAUCUUUCUCAUACUGGGACCUACUACUGUGCUGUCGCCUCAUGUGGACACAUACUGUUUGGAAAUGGGACCGAGGUGGACUUCAAGGAUGAGGUGGACUCUCAUGUCUUGGUGUAUUUCCUGACUGGAGCUUUGGCAGUCACCACCAUCCUGGUUGUUCUCCUUGCUCACACAGCAUAUCGCAUGUACGAGACAAACAGCUGCCAAUGCACAGGUGGGCUUAACUAUUACUCUUUACAUCCGACUCUCAAUCAAGACCUGCAGCCGCCUCAGCUCCAAGUACAGAAGGUUACCAAGAUGCAGACAGCCUCCAUUAUGCUGCUUUAAAUGAGCACAAGCCCCGCACGACAAGAAGACAGAGAGAUGACACCAGGACUGAAUGUGUGUACUCCAGUGUAAAGAACUAGAGCUGGACAUGUUUGACCUUCAGACUUUCACCUCUGUAAACUGAAAGCAAAGCUUUGUCCUGAAAAAAAUAAAAGAUACACCUUCAUUCAGAUACAACUAAGGCAAGUUCCUUUGAUGCUGAGGUGUCAUAUUUCCACUCUCGCUAUAGCUCUCAUAUACAAAGUACAAACACGUAACCACACAUAACUGAUCUCUGUGGUGCUUGCAGGGUCAGACACUCACGAGACAGAGCUCAAAAAAUAAAGUCAGUACCCUGCUGUCCAUAUCGGUCUGCAUGAAAACAACUUUAUCUUGCAAAGCAAAACCAUCACCGCUGACAGUCCCCAUGCAUGUAUAGCAUUUCCUCCUCCACACAGCCCACACUAUCUGGUACUCGUUUGUGGUGACGUACUCAAUCAAGGGCAUGUAAAACUCUCACUGAGACUACUUCAGAGUCAGUCAGAUGCAGACGUGACGCCUACACAUCGUGGUGGUGUGUCAAGAGCCAGCAAGGCUUCUCACAGCAGUGUGGCCAAAAGACACGCCAAUAUAUGAUAUAUAAAGUAUACAUGCUAUAAAGUAUACACCGUACAAACACAUCUGUGAGAGAACGAGCGCCUGCCUUAGGUGUUGUGAUAAUGUUCUUUUGUUCUUCAGAGCUUGUUUUUCGUAGAAGAGCCGACUGUGCACCACAGACACUGAUGUGCAAAACUUUUUUUUUUUCCUUUUUUCAGCCUCCGUCUGGUCGGCAGUCAAAAGACCCUCAGCUCUCUUUGUCUCUGUGGUUUCAAACAGGAUGUCUCUACAGUGUUUUCAUGCACACCUGCAACACAGCGAAACUCUGAUGCCCAGGCCAUUUCAAAUAAACUACAAUGGAACUAUUAUAAGCUGCUCAGAAUAACCAAUGCUCUAACAUGAGGUUUAAAAGGUUAGAAAUAA